Drosophila subpulchrella is the source of this 3179-nucleotide messenger RNA. It is a transcript of the gene org-1, whose product is annotated as T-box transcription factor TBX1-B. The transcript has 7 exons. Gene Ontology annotation, cellular component: nucleus. Gene Ontology annotation, molecular function: DNA-binding transcription factor activity, RNA polymerase II-specific; RNA polymerase II cis-regulatory region sequence-specific DNA binding. Gene Ontology annotation, biological process: positive regulation of DNA-templated transcription; regulation of transcription by RNA polymerase II; cell fate specification. The record is from RefSeq and is a predicted model, not a curated record. Bases 1 to 2055 code for a protein of 684 amino acids. Lineage: Eukaryota; Metazoa; Arthropoda; Insecta; Diptera; Drosophilidae.
AUGACGCACUUGAUGGGGCCCACGGAGUGCGCCAGCGCCAUGAUGACCACCUCGAUGCAGUUCCUGGACACCAGCCUGCCGGACUACAACUGCUAUGCCAACGACUACUGGACCUCGCCCUACAUGACCGGCGGCCUCAGUCCCAUGAAGCAGAUCGAAGCCUGCAUCCAAACAGCUGGCAAGGAUCGUUCGUACAAGCCGCUGGAGCAGAUCGAUGCCAAGUUGGCCGACAUCGAGACGCACAGUACGGGCAGCACUGGCACCGCGAACAGCAGCAGCAGCAGCCUCUCCAGCGGCAAUCCCAUCUCCAAUCCCAGUUGCCAGGAGCAGUCCUCGUCCCUCCUGCCAACCGACUAUCCCGGCGGCAACAGUGAAGCCUCGACGGCAGCAACAUCCGCCGGCACGGCAGCCACAUCGACGGCAGCGGGCGGAGGAAGUGCAGCCGCGGGAUCCAAGAAAUUCAAGGGCCAACACAAAAAAGACAACAGUGCGGACAAUAAUACAGUGAAGGCCAACAGUAGUAGCUCCAGCAAAGGGGAAUCGGAGCCAGUGCAUCCAUCGCUCGCCCAGGCCAUCGUGGUGCUGGAGACGAAGGCGCUGUGGGAUCAGUUCCACGCCCAGGGCACCGAGAUGAUCAUCACCAAGACGGGCCGUCGGAUGUUUCCCACCUUCCAGGUGAGGAUCGGCGGCCUUGAUCCCCACGCCACCUAUAUCUGCAUGCUCGAUUUCGUGCCCGUGGAUGACAAGCGUUAUCGCUACGCUUUCCACAACUCCUGCUGGGUUGUAGCUGGCAAGGCGGAUCCCAUCUCCCCGCCCAGGAUCCAUGUGCAUCCCGACUCACCUGCCGCCGGUUCCAAUUGGAUGAAGCAGAUCGUGUCCUUCGACAAGCUGAAGCUCACCAACAACCAGCUGGACGAAAAUGGUCACAUUAUUCUGAACUCAAUGCAUCGCUAUCAACCACGAUUCCAUUUGGUGUACUUGCCGCCGAAGAAUGCGUCCUUGGAUGAGAACGAUCACUCCCGUCACUUCCGCACUUUCAUCUUUCCAGAGACGAGCUUUACGGCCGUAACUGCCUACCAGAAUCAGCGGGUGACACAGCUGAAGAUCUCCAGCAAUCCGUUCGCCAAAGGCUUUCGGGAUGAUGGCACCAAUGAUGUAACCACUGGCGGAGGCAGCAGCAUGUCCUCCAUGAGCCACGAAAGUCAGGCUCGCAUGAAGCAACAGCAGCAGCAACAGCAACUGCAGCAGCAGCAGCAGCAGCAGCAACAGCAGCAGCAACUCAAGGAGCGAACGGCGGCAACUAGCAACUUUAGCCUGAGUUGCACCGACUUGGGCGUGGAGCAGCAGCAACAGGGAGUCCUGCAACUGCCGGCCACGCCCUCCAGCAGCUCCACCUCCGGCAACUCCCCCGAUCUGCUGGGCUACCAGAUGGAACAGCAACUGCAACAGCAACAGCAGCAGCAGCAACAGCAACACCAGCAGCAGCAACACCAUCCUCAGCAGACACAUAUCCACCAGCAACAUCAGGCGAACCAGCAGCAAUCGCUGCUCCAACAGAGCCAAAACCAGACCCAAUACGGAAGCUAUCACCAUGCCUACCAGCCACAGCCCCAGUCGCAUCCCCUCACCCCCCACUCCACCAGUUCCGCAUCCCCGCCAGCAACAGCCGCGGGAGCAACUGCAUCAGGAACGGCAGCCGGCACAGGGGCAACAUCAGCCGGCACGGGAGCAACACAAGUGAUGGCCGCGGCCAAUAUUUACUCGAGCAUCGGUCAACCCUAUGCCCAGGAACAGAGCAACUUUGGCGCCAUUUACCAUCAUAAUGCGGCCGCUGCCGCCGCCGCCCACUAUCACCAUGGCCACGCCCAUGCCCACGGACACGCCCACAGCCACGCCCACGGCCCGUAUGCCAGCGCCUACGACAAGCUGAAGGUGUCGCGUCACGCGGCCGCUGCCGCCUACGGCAUGGGCGCCACCUAUCCAAGUUUCUACGGCUCGGCGGCCCACCACCAGAUGAUGCGGCCCAACAGCUAUAUAGACCUGGUGCCACGCUAAAGAUGAUCUGGGGUGGUUCUAUAAACGCUAAUAAUCGGGUUCACAAGUCCCCUAGCGAUUUCAACUUAAAUAUGCUAAGAAAUAUCCUUAAACUUGCCUGUAAAAAUGAUUUAAUACUCUACAUUAAGAUUACUUCGUCAAUAUUUAAAAGCACAAAAUAUUCCUGCCAAAACUUUCUGAAGCCAUAAUAUAUUUCUAAAAUCAAGAACUUGCAUCCGAAAUCGAGGUACUUUGUUGCAUUAUCCACCAAACUAAGAACCGUUUGUUUCUUAAAUCUUAUCUUAAAAAUUAUUUUAAAUAUAAAAUGUUUUAUGGAAAAUCGUAACUGUAAAACUAAAGAUUUUUUAAAAGAGCUUUUUAAAUUUUUUUUUUUAUUGUUUAAAUGAAAAUUGUAACUGUAUUACUAAAGAUUUUUUAAAACAGCUUUUUAAAUAUUUUUUUUAGAACUUAAUACUACAUCAAUUUAAAAUUAGUAAUAUUUCUGCAACAGCCAAGACCUAAAAUAAAUUCUUAAAAUAUUUAAAAUUUAGAAAUAUAAAGUUCUGAUGCCGAGAUCAACAAUCCUUUAAGAAUACAAAAAAAAACAUGUCCGAAACAAAUCAUAUACAUAUGUUACAAAAUAACUUUUAAUUAACCAUGCAAAUUAUAAUUUUUUUUAAAUCUUAUUUGGUCACGGAAUAUUUGCCUUAGAAAAUGUAUAGCUAAAAAUCGUUGUUUAGUAUGGAAUAUAUUCCUUAGCUCCAAAUUCAGAUUGAAUCAUAUACAAUUUAACGAAACAUUUAUGGAAUAAAAACUCCCCUUUGAGAGAUUUCAUUCUUGAUUUUAGAAUUAGAUUGUUUGGUCAGUGCAGGAGUCAAGUAUUAGCAGCCAAAUAUAAAAGCAACAAGUAUUACAAGUAUUUCUACAAAAUAUAUUACCAAAAUAAAAAUUGUUUUUUUUUGUAGAAUAGUUCUUAACUUUAUAUAUUCGUGUGAAACAAAACCAUAAAACAUAUUUGAUGUUAUUUGUAGUGUAAUUUUAAUAUACCUUUUUUUUCUUAACAUUUUAGUUACUUUGUUUUUUCUAUGUAAAUACAAAAUACACCUAUCUCGCUAUAUAUAAAAACUGAAACAGUUUAAAGUAAU